CAGGAACCUCAUCGCCCACCUCGUCUCCGCCAUGCGCUCCGUCAAGUCCGCCCUCUCCUCCGCUGGCUACCUCCAGAUCCGCGUCUGCACCACCCUCCUCCGGCCGCUUCCGCCACGGCUACGACAAGGCGAUCUUCGCCCCGAUGCUCAGAUCCCACCAGCGAUAUUCAGAGGCUUCUAGCAAUCGAGUUCGGAUUCGACGAGGAGUUCGCGAAUCAAUGCUUAGAUCGCCUUGUCGAUCUCUAUGGCUCAGAAGGAAAUGGCGUCUAUUAGUUCAUGGGGAGAACUCAAAGCAUGCAUCUAUAGAAGCUGAGGUGAAAAAGUAUGAGCAUUCCUGGCUAUUAUGCAUAACCGUUCUUCAUUUUGCAGCAUUCCUGGCUAUUAUGAGGGGCAUUCUGCGAAGGAGUUGGAUGGUUGUCAAGGCAAAUCUGGAAGAAACAGAAAGGAACUCAAAAGAUUAUUAA
This is a messenger RNA of Asparagus officinalis (garden asparagus), 464 nucleotides long. RefSeq lists its product as uncharacterized. The record is from RefSeq and is a predicted model, not a curated record. NCBI's taxonomy places the organism in Eukaryota, Viridiplantae, Streptophyta, Magnoliopsida, Asparagales, Asparagaceae. Bases 144 to 464 code for a protein of 106 amino acids. The transcript is spliced from 3 exons.